Molecule: messenger RNA, 2994 nt
Organism: Limanda limanda (common dab)
Lineage: Eukaryota; Metazoa; Chordata; Actinopteri; Pleuronectiformes; Pleuronectidae
Product: ephrin type-B receptor 1-B
Exons: 16
Coding region: 1-2994 (997 amino acids)
Biological process (GO): cell surface receptor protein tyrosine kinase signaling pathway; axon guidance; protein phosphorylation
Cellular component (GO): neuron projection; plasma membrane
Molecular function (GO): ATP binding; transmembrane-ephrin receptor activity; protein binding
Source: RefSeq, a predicted model, not a curated record
AUGUCCCGGUUCUCCCACAAUAAGAUGGAAGAGACCGUGAUGGACACCCGGGUGGCCACAGCUGAACUGGGCUGGACAGCGUAUCCGAAUUCCGGGUGGGAGGAGGUGAGUGGCUACGACGAGAACCUCAACACCAUCAGGACCUACCAGGUGUGUAACGUCUUCGACCCCAGUCAAAACAACUGGCUCCUAACCACCUUCAUCGAUCGGCGCGGAGCCCAGCGCAUCUAUGUGGAAAUUCGAUUCACCGUGCGGGACUGCAGCUCCAUCCCCAAUGUCCCCGGCUCCUGCAAGGAGACAUUCAAUCUCUACUACUACGAGACAGACGCCGUCAUCGCCACCAAGGGCACCGCCUUCUGGAUGGAAGCGCCGUACCUCAAGGUGGACACGAUCGCCGCCGACGAAAGCUUCUCGCAGGUGGAUUUUGGCGGGCGCCUGAUGAAAGUCAACACGGAGGUGCGGAGCUUCGGCCCGCUGUCUAAGAACGGCUUCUACCUGGCGUUCCAGGACUACGGGGCGUGCAUGUCCCUGCUGUCGGUCCGGGUCUUUUACAAGAAGUGCCCGAGUGUGGUCCAGAACUUUGCGAUCUUUCCAGAGACGAUGACGGGGGCCGAAAGCACCUCCCUGGUCAUCGCGAGAGGGAUCUGCAUCCCCAACUCAGAGGAAGUAGAUGUUCCCAUAAAGCUCUACUGCAACGGAGACGGAGAGUGGAUGGUUCCUAUCGGCAGCUGCACAUGCAAGGCGGGAUUUGAACCUGACAAUGGCAACGUGUGUCGAGCCUGCCCGCCGGGGACCUUCAAGUCAGCCCAGGGUCCUGGUCUGUGUCUCCAGUGUCCCUCUAACAGCCGCUCAUCAUCUGAGGCGGCCACCAUCUGUGUGUGCCGCAACGGCUACUACCGCGGGGAUGCUGACCAGCCGGAUGAACCCUGCACAAGUGUCCCAUCCAGCCCGAGGAACGUCAUCUCCAUUGUGAAUGAAACCUCUGUGAUCCUGGAGUGGCAUAGCCCCCGGGAGACGGGCGGCCGCGGCGACGUGGUCUACAACAUAGUGUGCAAGAAGUGCCGGGCCGAUCGGCGCUCCUGCUCCCACUGCGACGACAACGUGGACUUUGUCCCGCGGCAGCUGGGUCUGACCGAGACCAGGGUGUUCAUAAGCAACCUGUGGGCUCACACGCUCUACAGCUUCGAGAUACAGGCUGUCAACGGAGUUAGUAAUAAGAGCCCGUAUCCCGCCCAGCAUGUCUCCAUCGACAUCUCCACCAAUCAGGCCGCUCCCUCCAUAGUUCCGAUCAUGCACCAGAUCAGCUCCACCAUGAACAGCUUCACGCUGUCCUGGCCCCAGCCUGAGCAGCCCAACGGCAUCAUUCUGGACUAUGAACUGCGCUACUACGAGAAGGACCAUGCAGAGAUUAACUCCACCAUCCUGCGGAGCCAAACUAACACCGCACGUGUGGAGGGCCUGAGGCCGGGGACGGUCUACGUGGUGCAGGUGCGGGCACGGACUGUAGCCGGCUUUGGCAAAUACAGCAGCAAGAUGUGCUUCCAAACCCUCACAGAUGACGACUUCAAGUCGGAGCUGAGGGAACAGCUUCCUCUGAUUGCGGGGUCGGCUGCGGCAGGAGUCGUCUUCAUCGUUUCCCUUGUGGCCAUCUCCAUCGUGUGCAGCAGGAAAAGGGCGUACACCAAGGAGGCGGUGUACAGUGACAAGCUGCAACAUUACAGCACAGGAAGAGAACUCUCUUUGCGAGCCGACAUGUCUAACUGCCCCUCCCCACUGGGCUGCCCGACCCACUUCUCAGGCUCUCCGGGGAUGAAGAUCUACAUCGACCCCUUUACCUACGAAGACCCCAACGAAGCCGUGAGGGAAUUUGCUAAGGAGAUUGACGUCUCAACUGUCAAGAUCGAGGAAGUCAUUGGUGCAGGUGAGUUCGGCGAGGUGUACAAGGGCCGUUUGAAGCUGCCGGGUAAAAGGGAAAUCUAUGUCGCCAUCAAGACCCUGAAGGCAGCCUACGUCGAUAAGCAGAGACGGGACUUCCUGUCCGAGGCGUCAAUCAUGGGCCAGUUCGACCACCCCAACAUUAUCCGUCUGGAGGGUGUCGUCACAAAGAGCCGUCCUGUCAUGAUUGUCACAGAGUUUAUGGAGAAUGGCGCUCUCGACUCGUUCCUCAGGCAAAAUGAUGGUCAGUUUACCGUGAUCCAGUUGGUGGGAAUGAUGCGUGGGAUCUCAGCAGGGAUGAAGUACCUCUCAGAAAUUAACUACGUCCAUCGCGACCUGGCAGCACGAAACAUUUUGGUCAACAGCAACCUGGUGUGUAAAGUCUCCGACUUUGGCCUGUCACGCUACCUACAGGAUGACACGUCUGAUCCCAGCUAUACCAGCUCUCUGGGCGGGAAGAUCCCAGUGAGGUGGACAGCGCCGGAGGCCAUUGCUUACAGGAAGUUCACCUCAGCCAGUGACGUGUGGAGCUACGGCAUCGUCAUGUGGGAAGUGAUGUCGUUUGGAGAGAGGCCUUACUGGGACAUGUCCAACCAAGAUGUGAUUAAUGCCAUCGAGCAGGACUACCGCCUGCCACCGCCCAUGGACUGCCCCAGCGCCCUGCACCAGCUGAUGCUGGACUGCUGGCAGAAGGACCGCAACGUGCGACCCCGCUUCACCGACAUCGUCAGCACCCUGGACAAGAUGAUCCGUAACCCCACCAGCCUCAAAGCCGUGGCCAACAUCCCUGCAGUGCCUUCUCAGCCACUGUUGGACAGAUCCAUACCUGACUUCAACACCUUUAGCUCAGUCGAGGACUGGCUCACCGCCAUAAAGAUGAGCCAGUACAGAGACAACUUCCUCAACUCAGGCUUUACCUCCCUGCAGCUGGUGGCUCAAAUGACCUCAGAGGAUCUGCUGAGAAUAGGAGUGACCCUGGCCGGCCACCAGAAGAAGAUCCUCAGUAAUAUCCAGUCCAUGAGGGUUCAAAUGAGCCAGGCGCCCAUCACCAUGGCAUGA